Callorhinchus milii (elephant shark) is the source of this 1792-nucleotide messenger RNA. RefSeq names its product protein kinase, AMP-activated, alpha 2 catalytic subunit (gene prkaa2). Gene Ontology annotation, cellular component: cytoplasm. The coding region runs from base 42 to 1694 and encodes 550 amino acids. Gene Ontology annotation, biological process: protein phosphorylation; intracellular signal transduction. The record is from RefSeq and is a predicted model, not a curated record. Lineage: Eukaryota; Metazoa; Chordata; Chondrichthyes; Chimaeriformes; Callorhinchidae. The transcript is spliced from 9 exons. Gene Ontology annotation, molecular function: protein serine/threonine kinase activity; ATP binding.
GGGGGUUGUGGGGAGAGGGAGUCCCGGGCCCCGGCGCCGUCAUGGCGGAGAAGCAGAAACAUGACGGUCGCGUCAAGAUCGGCCACUACGUCCUGGGGGACACCCUGGGGGUCGGCACCUUCGGCAAAGUCAAGAUUGGUGAGCACCAGCUGACGGGACACAAAGUCGCGGUCAAGAUCCUGAACAGGCAGAAGAUCCGCAAUCUGGAUGUCGUCGUCAAGAUCAAACGGGAAAUUCAGAACUUAAAGCUAUUCCGCCAUCCUCACAUCAUCAAAUUGUACCAGGUGAUCAGCACCCCAACCGACUUCUUCAUGGUGAUGGAGUACGUGUCCGGUGGUGAGCUCUUCGACUACAUCUGCAAAAACGGCCGGGUUCAGGAGACAGAAGCUUGUCGCCUCUUCCAGCAGAUCAUCUCAGGGGUAGAUUAUUGCCACAGACACAUGGUGGUCCAUCGCGACCUGAAGCCGGAGAACGUACUCCUAGAUGCCCACAUGAACGCCAAGAUCGCUGAUUUCGGGCUCUCUAACAUGAUGGCUGACGGCGAGUUUCUGCGCACCAGCUGUGGCUCGCCAAACUACGCUGCACCCGAGGUUAUCUCAGGCAGGCUGUACGCGGGGCCUGAGGUGGACAUCUGGAGCUGCGGUGUGAUCCUGUACGCCCUGCUGUGCGGGACACUGCCCUUUGACGACGAGCAUGUGCCCACUCUGUUCAAGAAGAUCCGCGGCGGCGUGUUUUACAUCCCCGAGUAUUUGAACCGCACGGUGGCCAACCUCCUGGUGCACAUGCUGCAGGUGGACCCCCUCAAGAGGGCCACCAUUAAGGAGAUCAGGGAGCACGAGUGGUUUAAACAGGACCUGCCCACCUACCUGUUCCCCGAGGACACGGCCUACGACUCCACCGUGAUCGACGACGAGGCGGUGAGGGAGGUGUGUGAGAAGUUCGAGUGCACGGAGUCGGAGGUGACCAACAGCCUGUACAGCGGCGACCCUCAGGACCAGCUCGGUGUGGCCUAUCACCUGAUCAUCGACAACCGCAGGAUCAUGAACCAGGCCAGCGAGUUCUACCUGGCUUCCAGCCCGCCCACCGGCUCCUUCAUGGACGACAGCAACCUGCACUUCAAACCCCACCCCGAGCGCAUGCCCCCGCUCAUGUCUGACAGCCCCAAAGCUCGCUGCCCGCUGGACGCCCUCAACACCACCAAACCCAAACCCAUGGCCCUGAAGAAAGCCAAGUGGCACCUGGGCAUCCGGAGCCAGAGCAAGCCCUGCGAUAUCAUGGCCGAGGUGUACCGAGCCAUGAGGCAGCUCGAUUACGAUUGGAAGGUGGUCAACCCCUACCAUCUGCGCGUGCGCAGGAAGAAUCCAGUGACGGGCAACUACGUGAAGAUGAGUUUGCAGCUGUACCAGGUGGACAACCGCAGCUACCUGUUGGAUUUCAAGAGCAUCGAUGACGAGGUGAUGGAGCAGAGGUCGGGCUCCUCUACCCCGCAGCGAUCGGGGUCAGCUGCCCUGCUGUACAGACCACGGCUGAGUAUCGACGCGGGGGCCAGCGAGAGCCUGCCCCUGUCCCUCCCGGCCUCGCUCAGCGGCUCCCUGACCGGCUGCCUGAGCCCCGCCAUCAGCCCCCGCAACGGCAGCCACACCAUGGACUUCUUCGAGAUGUGCGCCAGCCUCAUCACUACCCUGGCCCGCUGAUGGGGGUCUGGGCAGGUGGGGGUGGGAGGGCCGCUGUCCGUAUCACUGGUUUGCAUCAGGCAGAGAUCAGCUCCUCCACCAGACACUCCCCCACACCC